GCUUCUCGGUCGACUGCGGCACGUUUGGCAGGCAGCUGCUGCCGGAGCGUUGCAUAAGCUCACGAAGAGAUCGCUCGCUCGCUCACCCAUUUGCCUUUCCACUAUGGCAGCAGCGAAGAAAGUCUGCAUCGUCGGAUCUGGAAAUUGGGGAUCUGCCAUUGCCAAGAUAGUGGGUGCCAAUGCCGCUCGGAAUUCCAAAUUUGACAACACAGUAAAAAUGUGGGUGUUUGAGGAGUUGGUGAAUGGGCGCAAACUGUCUGAAAUAAUCAACACUGACCAUGAGAAUGUGAAGUACCUUCCUGGGCACAAGCUACCAUCAAAUGUGCUGGCAGUUCCGGACCUGUUGGAGGCAUCCUGUGAUGCAGACAUUCUGGUGUUUGUCAUCCCGCACCAGUUUAUUGGGAAAGCCUGUGACACCAUGAAGGGCAAGAUAAAGAGUGACACACUCGGCAUAUCUCUAAUCAAGGGAGUCGACGAGGGGCCUGAUGGGCUUAAACUAAUCUCUGAUGUGAUCCAGGAGAAGCUCGGUAUUACAAUGAGUGUGCUGAUGGGGGCCAACAUUGCCAACGAAGUAGCUGAUGAAAAGUUUUGUGAGACCACCAUCGGAUGCAAGAAUGAAACCCACGGGGCUCUUCUAAAGGAACUCAUGCAGACCAACAAUUUCCGUGUAACUGUCGUGCAGGAGGAUGAUGUGGUGGAAAUCUGUGGAGCUUUAAAGAACAUUGUUGCCGUCGGGGCAGGUUUCUGUGAUGGUCUGGGUUUUGGGGACAACACAAAAGCGGCAGUGAUCCGGUUGGGUCUGAUGGAGAUGAUCGCGUUUGCCCGCAUUUUCUGCACUGCCGGUCCCGUGUCCUCUGCAACUUUUCUGGAAAGCUGCGGCGUCGCUGAUCUCAUCACAACCUGCUACGGUGGCCGUAAUCGCAAGGUAGCCGAAGCCUUUGCGAAGACAGGAAAGUCCAUUGAGGAGCUGGAAAAAGAAAUGCUGAAUGGUCAGAAGCUGCAAGGACCGGCGACUGCGGCUGAGGUCUAUCUCAUCCUCAAGCACAAAAACUUGGUUGACAAGUUCCCACUGUUCAAUGCUGUCUAUCAGAUCUGCUACCAGGGCCAUCCAGUCACAGAGUUUAUCAGCUGCUUGCAAAACCAUCCAGAGCACAUGUAAAACGCAAACAAACUGACCAAGUGCCUUCUACAUGGAGAACGUUACCAAGUCAUCUGUUACUCAUCCAAAACGUGAGGUGACCAGUCACUCCACAGCUGUCAUGAAACACAGUGGCCCUCGCGUUCACUCCAUGGAGACACGUUGCAUAACAUUUGUUUUUAAGUCAACCACUUUGUCCUUAACCAUUGGUUAAAGUGCUUCUACAUUUCAUAAAUCAUGCUGAAGCUUGAAAGAUUUUUUUGUUUGUUUCCCCACGUUUAGGCUCGAUAGGUCUUCUUCCCUGUGGCUUGAAACAAAAAGACAAAUCCAGAUUCCCUUAAAUUCAUAGUUGACUCCCACUGCUAGGAGGUAGUCAACAAUGACUUGGCGGGAUUUAGUCUGUCUUUCCUUCACAUAAUAACGUUGUACAAUGUUUAUGGGGCAUCAAAGCUCACAUUCAGAUUUUGAUGGCCAGGCAAUGCAAUAUUUAUCAACUUAGUCGGCGGAACAACAAUGCCUUCCAGUGGACUCCUGUCGAUUACAUGUAAUUUCAUCAUAAUGUAGCCCUGCUUAAUGUCUUAGUAGCUUUUUGUGUCCCCAUUUCCCCUCUUGUACUUUAUAUCAACUACGCACAGAAACUGUUUUUAUUAAACACAAGUGCCUUACCAUGCACGGUUGCUACAAUAAGUCUUGGUUAGUGUAUCUAUUUGUACAAACAAAAUACUUGCUUUUGAAAUGUCCGUCCAUUUGUUAACAUGACUGCCUAACAGACUACGUUUUUAAAUGUAAUGUCAACAUUUGUCUGUGAAUAAAAAUAUUUUACCCAAGUUACAACUACAUACAGCACCAAAGUGGGAAAUGUGGUGGUCAAAAUACUUUCACUCAUAUUUCCUUAAAAAGGAAGGAAGGAAAGCUGGAAUUAUUUUGGGCAAAAAGAAAUGCAAAACCUGCUGUAAGUUUACAAUAUGAAUAUCUGAAAUUAUAUAUGUUUGAAUAAAACAAACAACUUCAUGAAACAUGUUCAUAAAGAACCAAAAGUAGUUUAUUACAUGAUAUUAAAGUAGCAUUGCUAGUAGUACAUGAUUGUGCAGAAAAGAGCAGCGCACCGUUGGUCAUUCAAGGACAUUCAACGCUGAUGUGUUGAUCCGCUUCAUCUUUUUAGAGCUAAAAUUUGGAACGGACCUCAGUAACUUUAAAGUGUGAAAAUGUAAACAAAAGGGAAUGCGAUCAGAGGGAAGCUACUUAAGACUUUCAAUACAAAUGCUGCAAAGAAACUAUCUGCAUUCUCCUUGGUCGUUUUAUCUUACACGAGCCAAUGUUCUUGGUCACAGGCAGAGUAGAGUAAAAAGAGUUCCAAUAAAUGUGAUCAAUAUAAUGCAAACAAUGCUUUGUGGUAUUACAAUCACAAAAUUUUGCUUGUGCACAGUACUUCCUGUGCUCCACUCUGCUGUGUUCAGUUACCAUCUUUUUGGUAGAGUAUGAGACUUAGCUAACAGUGACAGUUGGCUAGUUAAUGGAGGAUAUGGAGCCUGUUUAUCAGACUUG
This is a messenger RNA of Phycodurus eques (leafy seadragon), 2683 nucleotides long. RefSeq names its product glycerol-3-phosphate dehydrogenase [NAD(+)], cytoplasmic. Lineage: Eukaryota; Metazoa; Chordata; Actinopteri; Syngnathiformes; Syngnathidae. Gene Ontology annotation, biological process: glycerol-3-phosphate catabolic process; carbohydrate metabolic process. Gene Ontology annotation, molecular function: NAD binding; glycerol-3-phosphate dehydrogenase [NAD(P)+] activity; protein homodimerization activity. The record is from RefSeq and is a predicted model, not a curated record. The transcript has 8 exons. The coding region runs from base 104 to 1159 and encodes 351 amino acids. Gene Ontology annotation, cellular component: cytosol; glycerol-3-phosphate dehydrogenase (FAD) complex.